AUGCAACAAUUAAUUUUUAAAUUAAAUAUAAUGCAGCAACAAGAACUAAUUAUUACUUCAUCAAAGGAUAUAAUUAUAACUACAUCAAAUGGUAUAACAGCUAUACCAUUCGACAAUGAUCAACAUAAUUUACCAACAGCACAAACUAAUGAAGCAAUAUCAACUGAAGGCGUACCAAAUAAUCAUACAAAUGAAUUAGAAAUUAUAUCAUCAGAUGAUGGGGUACCUGGUGAACAACGACACCUAAGACAAGAAAUAUUAACUAAAGAAGAACGAAAGAAAAUACACAAUCGUUCAUGCACCUUGAAACAACGGAAGAAACAUUAUCGAUAUGAAAUUAUCCGAAGAGGAAUUGAUCAUAGAUUUACAAUCACAAAAAUAAAAAAAUAUUACAUGAAUUAA
Molecule: messenger RNA, 402 nt
Organism: Rotaria sp. Silwood2
Lineage: Eukaryota; Metazoa; Rotifera; Eurotatoria; Philodinida; Philodinidae
Source: the annotation of a GenBank genome assembly